Messenger RNA from Diachasma alloeum, 1463 nucleotides. RefSeq lists its product as uncharacterized. The record is from RefSeq and is a predicted model, not a curated record. The transcript has 6 exons. Lineage: Eukaryota; Metazoa; Arthropoda; Insecta; Hymenoptera; Braconidae. Bases 174 to 1130 code for a protein of 318 amino acids.
UGUCAGUCGACAUUCAUAAGCCCUUCUUCCACUUACGAGGGAUUUCCAUUGUUGUCAAGAGUACAUUCAGUUUAAAAACGCGUGUGAAAUCUCCAAAAUAUGAAUUAAAUACUUACGUAUCUCACUGUUAUGCUUGCCUCAGGGGUCCAGUGACCGAUGGACACUGGGGAAUUAUGCUGUUGUAUGAGAACACUCAGCCAUGGGGAAGUGGCUCUCAUGGCAUGAGGAAGGUCAGGAAUAAUCCGGAUUGUUUGUUUAUGCUCAUCGGUUGGUGGAUUUUAUACGCAAUUUAUGACAAGUGCCUUCAUUUACUACUCCGUCGUAUGCACUAUGGAGUAAUAAAACGCAGAAGAAUAAUCGAUGCCCUGUGGUGCACAGGUUUCACACUCCUGAGUGCAUUCUACUUGCGAUUUUUCGUGCCUAAAUCCGUCGACAGUGCUUGUAUUUUUCAAAAACCCAGAUACCUGGAGCUGGGAAUAACAUUUCACAAGAGUUUUUAUUUGCACAGAGCGGGAGUGGAGAUUGUUUAUCAUGGGGGUUGGCUGAGGGGAUGGACAACACUCAUGUUUUGUCUGAUUAUCCACAGUUCAUCGCAACUCAAGUGGUUUGAUAUUAUAAUGAAUUUACUAUUCUUCAAAGCCACCUCGACCUCGAUGCUCAACAUCUGCCGGAUUUUAUCAACAAUAAGAACGAAAAAAACAUCAACUAUUGUUAAAAUAUUGCUGGGGAUUUAUUUUGUAAAUUUGGUGUACGUCCACACUCUAGUCGUACCUGAUUUCACUCUGUGGAACGCAAGGGGCCUUAAGAAUGACGUUGUGACUCUCAUUUGCAUGUGGCUGUGGCUAUUCCUUGAAUUUCUGAAUGAAGUGAGGAGUAUCAGGUUGGGAUAUUUGAACGCCGAUAAAUUUAUAAAUUCAUAUUUAUUCGUUCCGCCGUCCGAAGGGUCCAUCCAAUUGCGUGAAAUAUGUAAGAAGUUGAGGGAAUCCUCGAGUGAUAAAAUACCAGAGGAUAUUGACAGUAAAAAAAGUGCACAACUCUGGCAAACAUUAUCUUGUGCGAUGAUAAUGAAGAAAAAACUCAAGAGACUCCGAGCGAUGAAGGAAAACCUUUCCCCUUCAGCCACGUCAUAACUGCCUUAAAAUCAUCAAUUUCAUCAUCAGAAUAUCGAAAUAUUCACGAGAAAUGUCUUUUGAUCUUUUCUCCAAACAUCGCUCAUCAUCAAGAUAUUAUUAUUCUCAUGACAUUGAUAUUUGACUAAAAAAUCAACUCUUUGAAUUUUUAUCGUUAAAUAUUUUUAUAAUUGUGUAUUCACUUCGUAAACUAUAAGUUCCAUGAAAAAAAAAAACUCAUGAAAAUUGUCUUUUUCCAUUUUACCAAAGCAUUAUCAUGAUACAAACAUUUCAUGCAUUUUCAACUUUUUAUCCAAUAAUUUAUGUAAAAUUAUUUAUAAAUUUGAAAUAAAA